CCCGUCGUAUCCGCCCUCAUCACCAAAAUCGACUCCACGCCCGAAUGGCACUCCAAGUUUACCAACGCAAUAGAAACCGCGCGUGCCACCGGAAUCCAAGAAAUGGAACCCAUCAAAACCCUCCAAAACUACUACCAUUUCCUCAACGAGCUCCUUCUCUGGGUUCCCUCUGAGAACUUCCAGGGAACAGACGUCUAUAACCAUUUCUGCCUCUUUUAUUUCGUUCUAGAUCAGAAAUCGACGAAGGACUUGCAAACACCGAUUCUUCCUGGCCUUAAUCCGGAGAGUUUGACAUGGCUGUCGGAUUGGAUGGUGCAGUAUGCCAAGGCCCAAGGACAGUUUCUGGAUACGCCGGAAUCGAUCUCUGAUGAAUCGAUGGAGACGUUUUGGGCGUCGCCAAAUUAUAACAUGGGGGAUUAUCUUGAGCCGAGAGGAGGCUGGAAGACGUAUAAUGAGUUCUUUGCGAGGAAUUUCAAGCCGGGGUAUAGGCCUGUUGCAGCAAUAGCUGGUCAGAGCGUUAUUGUGAGCCCUGCGGACUCGACUUUCGAUGGACAGUGGGAAAUUCGCUCUGACUCAGGAGUCACCAUCAAAACUAUUCAUUGGAAGAUCAGUGAACUCUUGGAAGGAAGCCCGUACCAAGAUCGAUUCAACAACGGGAUCUUUACUCAUGCUUUUCUCAGCCCAGCAGAUUACCACAGACAGCAUGCCCCAGUCGGUAGCAAGGUUAUUGAAGCUCGUAUCAUCCCAGGCCAGGUGUACCUCGAAGUCAACCCACGUCCAUCCCUCGACGGGUCACUAAGUCUCGUACCUCAGCGAAAGCUUCAUAGCCCACCAGCCAAUAUCUCACUAUCAGGUGGUGACCAAGCGGGAGUUAUGGUAUUUGAUGCCCCUGAUAAUGCUGGCUACCAGUUCUGUCAAACUCGUGGACUCGUAGUGCUUGAUACGGAGAUUGGGCUUGUUGCUGUGCUGCCUAUGGGCAUGGCGCAAGUUUCCUCUGUCAUCCUCACUGCGGAGGUAGGACAAACCUUGCGCAAAGGGGAGGAGAUCUCGUAGUUCCAAUUUGGAGGAUCGGAUAUUGUGCUUGUAUUUGAGGAGAAGAGUAAUGUCAGUGUUACUGCUCAGGUUGGGACGCAUUAUAAGGUGGGGAACAGGAUCGCACAGGCGUUUCCUGGGUCUUGAAAUGGCUGGUAGCAGUUCAGCGCCAGACUUCGGUGCGAGUUCGCUGCAGACUAAGUCCUUCUAAAAAUAUCAGAUCUUAUCUGAAGAAGCUGAUCGGAGAUGGUCCACUGAGUAAUGGAAACUUGACGUCCCCUCAUACACACUCUGUCUGUAGUCGCUGGUAAAAAUCCGAUUCUGAAACGAACAAAUAUCGAUCAGAAAUCCGACAAAAUGCAAAGAAAUGAAAACAGGCCUCGUCACAGGACAAAAAUAAAGCUUGUCACAUCGAGACGGUGACGGUGAUGACAUUGAGA
Molecule: messenger RNA, 1472 nt
Organism: Mollisia scopiformis
Lineage: Eukaryota; Fungi; Ascomycota; Leotiomycetes; Helotiales; Mollisiaceae
Product: phosphatidylserine decarboxylase-related protein
Exons: 2
Biological process (GO): phospholipid biosynthetic process
Molecular function (GO): phosphatidylserine decarboxylase activity
Source: RefSeq, a predicted model, not a curated record